UCCUCUCUCUCUGCUUCCAGCCAGGGGUGAUGCCAUGGCUGCUGCGAGCUCCAGCAGGGCCAGGGCUGGGCCGCCCUGCGAGAAGUCCCAGCUCUCUGUGAAAGUGGUGUCGGUGAAGCCCAAGGCACACAGCCGCCCCUCGCGGAUGAACUGCUAUGUGGAGGUGGCAGGCGACGGGCUGCCCAGCGAGACCAAGAAGACGGGGAAGCAGAUCGGGAGCUCUGAGCUGCUGUGGAACGAGAUCCUCACCUUGAACGUCACGGCUCAGAGCCCCUUGGACCUGAAGGUGUGUCGGCCUCCAGCUGGGGGCCCUGCGCUCUGCUCGCCCGCCCUGGAGAACAGGCAGCUGACCCUGGACCUGCAGACGGAGAACAAAGGCAGCGUUGUCUCCGGCGGAGAGCUGACGAUUUUCCUGGACGGGCCUGCUGUUGAUCUGGGAAGCCUGCCUAAUGGCAGUGCCGUGACAGAGGGUGAGUGCCGCCCGUCUCCGCAUGCACGCGGCAGCUCUGAGCACGAGGCGGUGAGCAGCAGCGGGGAGAGGAGUGGGGCUGAGAGCACGGCCCUCAGGACCUCUGAGCAAGCGUCCGAGUGCCAGCAGCCACAUCCUCUCCCAGGGUCCCAGGUGCCUGGACGGGACCCCAGCAGCAUGGCUGCCGCCACAGAAGGCAGACACCAGCCUCCCAGUACAAACUGCUUUGGAAGCAGACCGAGGACGCACCGACAUGCAGCUGGAGUGGCCAGGCAAAACACGGGGAGCGGAGAGCAAAGUCCCAGCGCCCGGAGCCGGCACCGGCAGGAGGCCAAGAGCACGCAGCACGCCAGCAUGGCCAACGGCACGGCCAACGGCACAGGACUGGGAUCAAACCGAUCACAGCGUACUCACCUGGGCCAUUCUGCAGGUUCCUCUGAAGGUUGGCACGAUGGGUUUGAGGCCUCUCAAACUGCCUUGCUAGAAAUGAGUAGCGGUCAGAGCCCCCCUCACCCGCGUCUUGCAGGACUCUGCCCGCCGGCCCGGGCAGCGGUGCUAGCCCUGGAUGCUCUGCCCCCCGGGUGGGAACAGCGAGAGCUGCCUAACGGUAGAGUCUACUAUGUAGACCAUAACAACAAGACCACCACGUGGGAGAGACCCCUUCCUCCAGGGUGGGAGAAGCGUGUGGAUCCUCGAGGCAGGUAUUACUACGUGGACCACAACACCCGGACCACCACGUGGCAGCGCCCCACGGCUGAGUAUGUCAGGAACUAUGAACAGUGGCAGUCUCAGCGAAACCAGCUCCAAGGAGCCAUGCAGCAGUUCAGCCAAAGAUUCCUGUACCAGUCAUCCGGCGCCCCGUCCGACAAUGAUCCUCUCGGUCCCCUUCCUCCCGGCUGGGAGAAGAGACAGGACAAUGGGCGCGUGUAUUACGUGAACCACAACACACGGACCACCCAGUGGGAAGACCCUCGCACGCAGGGGAUGAUCCAGGAGCCGCCGCUGCCGCCUGGCUGGGAGAUGAAGUACACGAAUGAGGGCGUGCGCUACUUUGUGGACCACAACACUCGCACCACCACCUUCAAGGACCCGCGCCCUGGAUUCGAGUCUGGGAGCAAGCAGGGGGGCUCCCCGGGGGCGUACGACCGGAGCUUUCGCUGGAAGUACCACCAGUUCCGCUUCCUCUGCCACUCGAACUCCUUGCCCAGCCAUGUGAAGAUCAGCGUUUCCCGACAGACGCUCUUUGAGGACUCCUUCCAGCAGAUCAUGAACAUGAAGCCGCACGAUCUGCCGCUGCCCCCGGCUCUGGUGCAGGGGCUCCUGCUCUCCGCCUCUCUCUGUGUCCUGCCAGUGGUUUUACCCUAUGGAGACGGGCAGCUGGUUUGUGCGGGGUGUGCUGCGGGGGUGCGUGGCUGUCCCCUCCGCUGGGGCACCCCGGCUCCUGGCGCCGCUCGUCAUCGCGCUCCCCCUUCCUCUCGCCCCAGGGAGUGGUUCUUCCUCCUGUCCCACGAGGUGCUCAACCCCAUGUACUGCCUCUUCGAGUACGCUGGCAAGAACAACUACUGCCUGCAGAUCAACCCUGCCUCCUCCAUCAACCCUGACCACCUCACCUAUUUCCGCUUCAUCGGCCGCUUCAUUGCCAUGGCUCUGUACCACGGGAAGUUCAUCGAUACUGGCUUCACGCUGCCCUUCUACAAGCGGAUGCUGAACAAGCGGCCCACGCUGAAGGACCUGGAAUCCAUCGACCCCGAGUUUUACAACUCCAUCGUCUGGACCAAGGAGAACAGCCUGGAGGAAUGCGGCCUGGAGCUGUACUUCAUCCAGGACAUGGAGAUCCUGGGCAAGGUGACCACCCAUGAGCUGAAGGAGGGCGGUGAGAGCAUCCGAGUGACGGAGGAGAACAAGGAGGAGUAUAUCAUGCUGCUGACAGACUGGAGGUUCACGCGGGGCGUGGAGGAGCAGACCAAGGCUUUCCUGGACGGCUUCAACGAGGUGGUGCCGCUGGAGUGGCUGCGGUACUUCGACGAGAAGGAGCUGGAGCUGAUGCUGUGUGGCAUGCAGGAGAUCGACAUGAACGACUGGCAGAAGAACACCAUCUACCGGCACUACACCAAGAACAGCAAACAGAUCCAGUGGUUCUGGCAGGUCAGUCCCGGCACCAGCAGCACCUCCGACCCACUCCACAGCCCUGGGACCGUCCCCUGCCUGGGCCCUGGGGCAGGCAGGGCUGAAUUAACAGGCAGCAACGGGCCCCAGAAAUUCUGCAUCGAUAAAGUUGGCAAAGACACGUGGCUGCCUCGGAGCCAUACAUGCUUUAACCGCCUGGAUCUCCCCCCCUACAAGAGCUACGAACAGCUGAAGGAGAAGCUGCUUUAUGCGAUUGAGGAGACGGAAGGAUUUGGACAGGAGUGAUGGAGCUUUGGUGCUUUCCCAGGGGCAGGAAGGGCCCUGGAGCGCUGCUGGCCGCGAGGUCCUGCCCGCCGGCACCCGCAGAGCCCAGCGCCGAGCCCUCUCCGCGGGAUGGUGCGCAGGCAGCUGCGGACACUGUUGCUCUUGUUCCUGUGCGAGAUCUGCACUAACGCAGAAAUGGGUCCACGUUUCCUUCCCCAGACAAAUUUGAGGUGUGAUGGGGAGGUGGAGGCGAAAGCCUGGCUCUGCUCGGCUCGUGAGGGGUGCGGGCUGGCGCGGAGGGGACGGGGAGAAGCCCUGGGCCUUGGCAGGCAGCGCGUGGUGCACCGGGGCUCCCCCGUCCCCUCUCACAGACACAGUUACAUGAGAUCUGGUUUUGGCACAGGCUAUUUUUCCCCCCUAGUGUUUUCUACCUUCUCAUGGCAUUUUAAUAAAUGCAGGUGAGGAGGGGAAAUGGCUCUCGAACCAACUCUCAGGUCACUUUGGGGCCCUAUUCUGCACCCAGGAAAGGUAACGGGGAACCCCCAGUCGAUGCCGCUGGGGCCGACGCUCUGCACGAGGGCUGGGACGGUCCCUUCCCUGCCAGACCCGCGGC
Egretta garzetta (little egret) is the source of this 3473-nucleotide messenger RNA. RefSeq names its product WW domain containing E3 ubiquitin protein ligase 2 (gene WWP2). The transcript has 24 exons. The record is from RefSeq and is a predicted model, not a curated record. The coding region runs from base 35 to 2881 and encodes 948 amino acids. Gene Ontology annotation, biological process: protein K63-linked ubiquitination; ubiquitin-dependent protein catabolic process; negative regulation of transcription by RNA polymerase II. NCBI's taxonomy places the organism in Eukaryota, Metazoa, Chordata, Aves, Pelecaniformes, Ardeidae. Gene Ontology annotation, molecular function: protein binding; ubiquitin protein ligase activity.